Arvicanthis niloticus (Nile rat) is the source of this 1029-nucleotide messenger RNA. RefSeq names its product cyclin dependent kinase like 4 (gene Cdkl4). Gene Ontology annotation, molecular function: protein serine/threonine kinase activity; ATP binding. NCBI's taxonomy places the organism in Eukaryota, Metazoa, Chordata, Mammalia, Rodentia, Muridae. The record is from RefSeq and is a predicted model, not a curated record. Gene Ontology annotation, biological process: protein phosphorylation. Gene Ontology annotation, cellular component: nucleus.
AUGGAAAAGUACGAAAAGCUUGCUAAGAUUGGAGAAGGGUCUUAUGGGGUCGUAUUCAAGUGCAGAAACAAAUCUUCCGGACAAGUAGUAGCGAUCAAAAAGUUCGUGGAAUCCGAAGAUGAUCCUGUCGUUAGGAAAAUAGCACUGCGAGAAAUCCGCAUGCUGAAGCAGUUGAAACACCCGAACCUUGUGAAUCUCAUCGAGGUGUUCAGAAGAAAGAGAAAGAUGCAUUUGGUUUUUGAGUACUGUGAUCACACACUGUUAAACGAACUGGAGAGAAACCCAAAUGGAGUUUCUGACGGGGUGAUUAAAAGUGUGCUGUGGCAAACCCUUCAAGCCCUGAACUUCUGCCACAAACAUAACUGCAUUCAUCGGGAUGUAAAACCUGAGAACAUUCUAAUAACCAAGCAAGGAAUGAUAAAGAUUUGUGAUUUUGGAUUUGCACGAAUUCUAAUUCCAGGAGAUGCCUACACGGACUAUGUUGCUACCAGGUGGUACCGAGCCCCUGAACUUCUUGUGGGAGACACAAAGUACGGUUCCUCUGUGGACAUAUGGGCUGUUGGCUGUGUUUUUGCAGAGCUCCUAACGGGUCAGCCACUCUGGCCAGGAAAAUCAGAUGUGGACCAACUUUAUCUGAUCAUCAGGACACUGGGAAAGCUGAUCCCAAGGCAUCAGUCUAUCUUUAAAAGUAACCAGUUUUUCCGUGGCAUCAGUAUACCUGAACCAGAGGACAUGGAGACUCUUGAAGAAAAAUUCUCAAAUAUUCAGCCUGUGGCUUUAAGUUUCAUGAAGGGGUGUCUGAAGAUGAAUCCCGACGAGAGGCUGACCUGUGCCCAGCUCCUGGACAGUGCCUACUUCGAUUCUUUUCGAGAGGAUCAAAUGAAAAGAAAAGCCCGGAGUGAGGGGAGAAGCCGAAGGCGGCAGCAGAAUCAACUGCUGCCUCUUAUACCUGGAAGCCACAUCUCCCCAACACCUGAUGGAAGAAAACAAGUCGUCCAGUUAAAAUUUGAUCAUCUUCCAAACAUUUAG